Messenger RNA from Larimichthys crocea (large yellow croaker), 7369 nucleotides. RefSeq names its product protein tyrosine phosphatase receptor type Ja (gene ptprja). The coding region runs from base 161 to 5896 and encodes 1911 amino acids. Gene Ontology annotation, molecular function: protein tyrosine phosphatase activity; protein binding. Lineage: Eukaryota; Metazoa; Chordata; Actinopteri; Sciaenidae. Gene Ontology annotation, biological process: peptidyl-tyrosine dephosphorylation involved in inactivation of protein kinase activity. The transcript is spliced from 32 exons. The record is from RefSeq and is a predicted model, not a curated record. Gene Ontology annotation, cellular component: signaling receptor complex.
CUCUGACUUUUAAAUCUCCUGAUGAGGCGAUAGUUUGUCGGAGCGAGUUAGGAGUGAGAGAAAAAAAGUCGCUGGUUUUUAGUCUUUUUUGAAGUUUGGACAUGAAAGCACUCAUCUAGUAGAAAAGUCACUUGAAUUUUCCUCCGGAUCGCACGGCAUCAUGAAGCCUUUGCUGCGCUUCAGUGUCUCUCUGUGGGCUCUGCUGGUCUUCAGCGCUGUGCUAAAGAUCUGUGACAGUCGGUACACAGAAUGCAACGGCACAACAACAACAAAUACAACAACAACAACAGUCACACUCACAUCUACACCAAACUGCAACUUAUCCAUCAGUGGAAUCACCUAUGAUAACAGCUUGGCAACUCAAUUGACUCCUGGAAUAGUGUAUGAGAUCGUCUUUGUUUGUUUAAACUGCACCAAAAAUCUCACAAUGAGACCUGAAGUUGUCAGGAACCUCACUGUCACUGAAAUCACAACAUCGUCUCUGUCUCUAAACUGGACUCCACCUGAGGGAUACAGCUCCUUCUAUAUAGUGAAGUGGUCCAAUGGCACUUUCAUUGACAAUGUGACAGGAACACAGAAAACUAUUUCUAACCUGACUCCUGGUGUCCAUUAUAACAUAAGUGUUACCGCAGUCGCAGCUGACGGUCUUACUGAUGGGCAAAUCUCCAGUGUUUCUCAAUACACAAGACCUGGUAAUAUUGAUUCACAUUCUGUGUACACAAACACUUCCUCCAUCUUCCUGAACUGGACCCGACCAUCUGGUGAGGUGUUCAAGUACUUGGUGGAGUGGAAUAAUGGUGGAGUGCUGAUGCACAUAUACACAAAUGAUACUGCCACCGUGCUAUCAGACUUGAUCCCUGGUACUAAAUACAACAUCACAAUCUUUGCUGUCAAUGGAGAUGAUACAACAGGAGAUCCUUACACAUUCAGCUCAGUCACAAAACCUGAUGUAGUCAAUAGUCUCAAUAUCACCAGCAUCACAACAACAUCUGUGUCUCUGGCCUGGACUGAACCAGUGGGCAAUGCUACAUCGUAUAGAGUUCAGUGGACUCCAGGAGAAGGAGAAGCCUUCACUAAUGCAACCUCUUUUACCAUCAGUCAUUUAAUCCCCGGAUAUCAGUACAACAUUUCAGUGGCUGCUGUUGCUGAAACUUCCACAGGAAAAGAAUCCUCAAAAACUACCUUCACAAGUCCUGACCAACCUAAGGACAUUAUAAGUACAGCACCAGGAACUCGAGACCUGAACAUCAGCUGGACUCUGCCUACAGGAAGGGUUGAUUCCUAUGUGGUGAACAUCUCAAAUGCAGAUUUGGAUUAUUCUUACAGCCAAACAACCACAGUCAACAUGGCCAACUUUACUUCUUUAAAUCCUGGGAGAGUCUAUGAUAUCACAGUGACCGCUGUGGCUGGAAGCUUCUAUAAUACGUCUGUCCAGACUUCACAUGCAACUCGUCCCAUACCUCCUGCUUCCAUCAUUAUCAGUCAGAGGACAAACUCUUCGCUGUCUCUGAAUUGGCCGAUUCCCCAUUUGAUGGCGGGUGCUCCAAACAUCACCUACUAUAUCACCUACCAGGUGGAGGGUGGCGAAGUACAAAGUAUCGUCAAUAACACAUUACUGUCCUCGCUUUCCUCUGGAACACGCUACAAUAUAAGUUUAGUGACAGGUGGACCUCAAAAUUUAAAGAGCACGGCUGUCUAUAAUUCCACUUUUACUCAGCCAAACCCCGUGUUGAACCUCGUAGCCAGCCCUAAAUCCACCACCUCAGUAGAAUUGAAGUGGUCAUACCCGCACGAAGUCAAGUCAUAUUACAAAUACCGUAUACAUGUGUUCAACACAACGGCCACCUUUGACAGCACUGAAAUUGACAGCACUAAUGAAACUGUAAUUGGAAACCUUGAGCCAGGAACUAGAUACAGUAUCAAAGUCACAACAAUAGUAUCAGAAGGAAUCGAAUCCACGGAGGAAGAGACAUCCAGUUACACAAUGCCCAAAGCAGUGACCAACCUCAUCGCAGAGUUUGUGAACACAACGGCCAUCAAGCUGACGUGGCUCAGACAGAGCGAUCAUAAGCCUUCCUACUCCUAUGAGGUGAUAGCACUCUUGGGUGCCACGAUGGUUAAGAAUGGAUCAACUGAGAAUGAGACUUAUACCUUUUCCAUGCUGAGCCCUGGAACACUGUACACUUUUAAAGUGUUUACAGUUGUGGAAGAGGUCAAGUCCACAGUGGAAAGCACAGAGAAUUACACAAAGCCUGAAGCAGUUUCUAACAUCACAGUCAUAGGAAGCACAACAAACCUAUCGGUGCAUUGGAGACCUCCACCUGGAAAGGUGGCCUUCUACACUGUCCUGGUGUACAGGGACAGUCAGUUGGUGAAAAACAGCACAGAUCUGAGCAACAAUACUGAGAACAAACUGUUUCUGGGCCUGAUGCCAGCAGUACGUUACUGUGUGAUGGUGGUCACCAAAAGUGGACCUUUGGAGACUAACAGUUUACUUGUUUGCAAUGCAACAUUUCCUAAUCCUCCUGGUGCCAUCAUGGUGGACUCUCAGACUGUGGACUCCAUCAACUUUACCUGGCCCUUACCAGAGGGCAUGGACCAUAAUCAGUACAACUUCAGCGUGUCCACCAUUAAUGACUCUUUUCUGACUGAAAACAACUGGUUCCUGCUAGACAAUCUCCAAUCUGGAACCCCCUACAGUAUCACUGUUGUUACUGUCAGCCUGCAGAACUAUGAAAGCACAGCAGUGACAACAGAAACCUACACCCGACCUUAUCCUGUAACCAAGCUGAAAGAGACAAAAAUCACCACAGAUGCAGUGACUUUGGUGUGGGAGCAGCCGGAGAGAAAACCUCACUACUCUUAUUUAGUGCAGACAUCCAACAGCUCGAUUUCCAAUAGUGUCUCGGUCACCAUGAGCAACAUCACUGGACUUAACUCCGGGACCAACUACAGCUUCACUGUCAUUACACGUACAGCAGAUGGCACUCAGUCAGCUCCUGUGACCGUGUCCUACUUUACACGGCCAUAUGGUAUUAGACAGUUGGUGGCUGAAACUUUAAACACGACUGCUGUACGUCUGGUUUGGGUGAAACCAUUGCAAGACAAAGCUGAAUAUACAUAUAGGGUUGAGACUACAGGCUUGGACUUCCAAAACAUAACCAUCGAAGAAGACAAUGCAACAAUCUCAGAGCUCACCCCCGGAGCCAACAACACUUUCUGUGUUUUGGUCAUGGCAGCAAAUGGCAUCGAAGGAGAACCAGUUUGUACAUCUCGGUACACUGAGCCUGAGACAGUGCAACCCAGUGUCUCCAGCCAGGGCUCCAAUAGUUCAAUCCUGGUGUCAUGGACCAAACCUCGUGGGGUAGUGGAGUAUUACAUGGUCCAUCUAAAUGACACAGUUCCAAAACGAGUGAGCUCUAACAAUACCUCCUGGCUGUUUGAGGACCUGUCCGCUGGAAGGCUUUACACUGCCAUAGUAACCACAUUUAGUGGACCCUUCAAUGCAUCAUCUGAAUUUGUGACUAAUGCAACUUUCCCUAAUCCUCCUGGACCGAUUGAGAUCCUCAUGAAGACAGUCAGCUCCAUUGAGAUCAGGUGGAAGGAAGCUCCACUGAUGACUAAUGCGUCAUUCAAGUACCUGUUGAGUAACAUAUCAUCGCAGGGAGUCAAAUACAUCGCUUCCACCACAGCCACUCAUAAUUUUACCUCCCUGCGUUCUGGGACUUCCUACAACAUCUCUGUGGCAACAGUGGGAGCCAUGGAUUUUCAGAGCAAGAAGGUUAAGUUCUACAGCGUCACCACAAGACCAUUCAGUGCAAACAACCUCAGUACUUUGACAGGAGAGGAGAGCAUCACGGUCAAGUGGACCAGACCUGACCAAUACAAGGAAAACUAUCGUUUCAAUGUGACAUCAGCGGGGUCCAGUUUCAUAACUAAGAACCUGAUGUAUAAUAUCAGUCCCUUGGAUCCUGGCACACGCUAUAACUUUAGUGUCACCACAGAGACCUCUGAUAGAACUGAGGGUGCUUCAAGAUGGAUUUCCAGCUGCACAAAUGCAAGCCCAGUGAGAGACUUUAAAUGUAAAGGUCCAAACAAAAUAAAGGCAGAAAUCAUGCUGUCCUGGAACCCUCCCAAAGGCCAACACUCCAGCUUCAAAAUCACUGUAAACGAUGGCGAGAUCAUCAACACGCCAAACAGCUGUUGUAAUUAUACUGUGUCCAACCUUACUCACUCUACUCGCUACACACUGAAGGUGGUGACUCUGAGCUGUGGACAACCAAGCACUCCCAUAAUUCACACCUGCAAGACAGGCAUCACAAAUCCACCAAUUGUGAAUAACUACAAAUCCCUGUCGCAUGCUAGAGACCUGAAAUACAACUCGUUCUAUGUUCAUAUUAACUCCACCUUACUGGACGAAUCCAACGGGCCAAUCACAGAUGUUGGGGUGCUGGUGACAAGAAACCAUGGCGAUUCUUCUCAAUUGAGGAAGUAUUUGGUGAACAAUUAUAAAGACUGGAAGGAAGACAAAGCUCCAGUAUACUUAGCAACAGUCAAAACAAACCCUUUAAAAUCACGCAGUCAAAAUCGAGAUUUUCCCAUACACAUUGGAGAUGGAAGCCAAUUGAACAGCUACACCAAUGGCCAUCUGGAUGCCAAAGGAACAUACCAAUAUGCGAUUGUGAUGUUCACCAAUCUGGUUUGGAACAACAAUGUUGUGGAUGUUCAAGAGUCACUGGUCUCAAUAACAGAUUUCUAUCCUGCAUUUACGCUCCCAAAUGACCCAGCAGCUGUCAUUGGCAUUGCUGUCGGAGCAACAUUGGGAAUUUUUAGCGUUCUGUUCAUCAUCCUUAUCGGCUUCAUUAUCUACUGGAAAAGGCUAUCCAAGAAAGAAAAUACAGACAUCCAGAUUCAUUCCAUGAGAGCCAAAGUAAGUGUGGCUGUGAGGGUGGAGGACUACGAGGCUUACUACAAGAAGCAGAAAGCAGACUCCAGCUGUGGUUUUGCUGAAGAGUUUGAGGACCUGAAGCUUGUCGGUACAGCUCAGGCAAAAACACAUGCUCUAAAUGUGGACAACAAGCCCAAGAACCGCUACAACAACGUGCUUCCCUAUGACUCCUCUAGGGUGAAACUCUCUAUUAUCCAUGGGAGUCCAUAUGAUGACUACAUCAAUGCUAACUACAUGCCGGGUUACAACUCCAGGAAGGAAUUUAUUGCAGCUCAGGGUCCUUUGCCCGUCACAGUCAAAGAUUUCUGGAGGAUGGUCUGGGAGAAGAAUGUACAGACUCUCGUCAUGCUGACACGCUGUAAUGAACAGGGACGAGUGAAGUGUGAGAAAUACUGGGAUUAUGGCACCAAGCACUUUGAAAACAUCACUGUAACAACAACUUCUGAAAUACCACUUGAAGACUGGACCAUCAGGGAUUUUGACAUUAAAAAUGUGAAAACAGCAGAGACCCGUUCGGUGCGUCAGUUCCACUUUACAGCCUGGCCAGAUCACGGGGUGCCAGAAACCACCGAGCUCCUCAUCAGCUUCAGACAUCUGGUCCGAGAGCACAUGGACCAGUACUCCAGACACUCUCCUGCUGUGGUCCACUGCAGUGCUGGAGUUGGACGCACAGGUACCUUCAUAGCCAUUGACCGUUUGCUCUUCCAGAUUGAAAGGGAAAACAUUGUAGACGUCUAUGGCAUCGUCCAUGAUCUGCGCAUGCAUCGCCCCCUUAUGGUGCAGACAGAGGAUCAGUAUAUCUUCUUGAACCAGUGUGCCAUGGACAUCAUCAGAUCAAGAACUGGAACCAAUGUGGAUCUAAUCUACCAAAACACCGCUGCACUCUCUAUUUACGAGAAUGUAGAACGGAAGAACAGAUCUCCCCAAAACGGGUACCACGAGUCCUGAGAACCUGCUCAGGUCUUCUACUUCCACUUCCCUCUUUAAUCUUAGUAAGAAACUGAGCAGGCCUUUGUAAAGGGAACAGCUUUAACAGAAUGUAUUGCAUUUAUUUUUUAUACAUGCCAUCCUUUUCUUGAGAAUCUUGUAGCUUUCUGGGUUUAAACCUCUAUUUUUUGAUAUUUAUUUGUUAAAAAUAUUGAAUGUUUGAUAAAGAAGGUGACUGUAUAUGAAGAUACAGUAGUAGACAUAAUAAGUGACCAAAGAUGUUUGAAUUUUGGAGUUAAAGUCUCUUAUUAAUGCAGAUUUUUGUAUUGCUUAGUGUUUUUUUCUGCUUGUAUACUACUGCAAAUGACUUAAUGGUUGUUUGAUGUUUGGCUCAGGUAAUAUAUUGGAUGCUGUACAGGUAUUAUUACAGACUCUUUUAACAAAGACAAACCUGUAAUUAAUUGAAUUCUUGAGAUUACCUUGUACACUAAAAAUGCUGGUGUGAAUACUGUGUGCUUUUUCAAAACCUGUAUGAAUUAAUACCAAUAGGUGGCACCCCUUACUCCUUAGAAUAUCUCAUUUAAUGAACCGUGUUAUCAAUUUAUCAUAUUUUGUUGUAGUUUUUUAGAUCAUCCAGCCAAUUCUUUUUGCACCUCUUAAACCAAUUUUGAACUGUGCAAUGCCUUUUUAAUGAAGGAGUUUGUUGUAGAGACUUUUGUAUUUGAAUGCACUGUUGUGAACAAUGCACUGGCUGCAUUUGUCUUUCUAUACUGUCUUAUAUAUUUUUUAAACUAUCGUGAUGUUUGUUUUUAUCAGUAUCACUGGCCAGUGCUUUGUGAAACAGUUUGGGGCGUAUUGCUAUUCACCCACAUUUGAUUGUUACACUUUUUUAAAAUUUUUUUAUUAAAGAUACGGAUCGCAUUAAACAAAAGCUCAGGAACUAAAACAAUGAAAACUGAACAUUUUACUGGGAGGCACGGGUGUUAGAAACCCCAUACUGCACCAGUGAGUACUUUGAAGAUCCAUUGUUUUUCUUUUGUUAAUGUCCUUCUUCUCUGCAUUGUACAUUCCUCAAAGAAACAACAAUGUUAUGUCACUUCCUGCUGCAUAUCUGGUCCAUCUAUGGACAUUUCCUGUGAUGUUAAAAUUAUCAGCGGAGCACAAGCUUUAUGUUCAACUUUUUAAAGGGCACGAGGCAGGUACAUUGUGUUUAUUUUUUGAAAUAAUUGAUAUGUGUGGUUGGCUUUAUAUUUUAAAGUCAGUGUUGUUGUUUUUUAUCAUAUCACACUGUACCUAAUGAUUGAAAGCACUUAUGUUUUUAAGGAAAACAAGAAUAGCAAAUAGUUACACAAUUUUAGGAUGUUUUGAAAUGCUUAAUGAGACGCUUGCUGGUACAAUGCAAUAAUGUAAAAUGAGCAAUGAGCAUUUAAUAUUUGUAUACCCUUUGAUCUGUAAAGCAAAAUGGGAUUAAAGAUCUUUUUACAUUGACCAACA